CCUUUCCCCUCCUGCCGCCGCCGCCGCCGCCGCCGCUGCCGGGACGCGCGGCCUCGGGUUGCAGGUUCUAAGUCGCGCGCGCCGUGCACUCUGGCUCGGGGUGGGGCAGAAGACUCGCCCCCGACCCUCCCGCGGAGGGCCCCCUCAGCUUUCUUGUGGUCCGGCGGCCCUGGGGCUCCUUCCUAACAACCCCGGACUGAGUCCCCUCAAGCCGGGGACCCACCCCGCUCCUUUAAGGAGGAGUGGACACCUGCCGCUGUAUCUCUCUAAAACGGCGUCUUCUCUGUGCUCUCCCCUCACACCCACACAGACGGCAGAGAGCUGCAAGAUUCCGUUUGCUCUCUUUUCCAACUCCAGAACCUUCUGAACUCCGCUAGUUCCUACUGGCUCCUGCCCCUUGCCCCGUCCACGCUCACAGGGAGACAUCCCUCAACCUCAUACAGCCUGGGCCUGGCUCCGAGCCUGCGGGCUGCUUCCGGAUCACCUCCUCUCUUCUCUCCCCCUCCCCCUCUGUCCUCUGACCCUCAGUCCCCUUGUCACCUCUUCGAGCCCCCGCCUAACCAGGAGCCAGGGGGUUCCCCCCUACCAGGAUGUGAGCCCCUUUAACCUGUAAUGCUGUGGCUGGCCCUUGGCCUCUUCCAUGCCAUGGAGAACCAGGUGCUGGUGAUUCGCAUCAAGAUUCCAAAUAGUGGAGCCGUGGACUGGACAGUGCACUCUGGGCCGCAGCUACUCUUCAGGGAUGUGCUGGAUGUGAUAGGCCAGGUUCUGCCUGAAGCAACAACCACAGCAUUUGAAUAUGAAGAUGAAGAUGGUGAUCGAAUUACAGUGAGAAGUGAUGAAGAAAUGAAGGCAAUGCUGUCAUAUUAUUAUUCCACAGUAAUGGAACAGCAAGUAAAUGGACAGUUAAUAGAGCCUCUGCAGAUAUUUCCAAGAGCCUGCAAGCCUCCUGGGGAACGGAACAUACAUGGCCUGAAGGUGAAUACCCGGGCUGGAUCCUCUCAACACAGCAGCCCAGCAGUCUCAGAUUCACUUCCAAGCAAUAGCUUGAAGAAGUCUUCUGCUGAACUGAAAAAAAUAUUAGCCAAUGGCCAGAUGAAUGAACAAGACAUACGGUAUCGAGACACUCUUGGUCAUGGCAACGGAGGCACAGUCUACAAAGCAUAUCAUGUUCCAAGUGGGAAAAUAUUAGCUGUAAAGGUCAUACUACUAGAUAUUACACUGGAACUUCAGAAGCAAAUUAUGUCUGAGUUGGAAAUUCUUUAUAAGUGUGAUUCAUCAUAUAUCAUAGGGUUUUAUGGUGCAUUUUUUGUGGAAAACAGAAUUUCAAUAUGUACAGAAUUCAUGGAUGGGGGAUCUUUGGAUGUAUAUAGAAAAAUUCCAGAGCAUGUCCUUGGAAGAAUUGCAGUGGCGGUCGUUAAAGGCCUUACUUAUUUGUGGAGUUUAAAGAUUUUACAUAGAGAUGUGAAGCCCUCUAAUAUGCUAGUAAACACAAGAGGACAAGUCAAGCUGUGUGACUUUGGAGUUAGCACUCAGCUGGUGAAUUCUAUAGCCAAGACGUAUGUUGGAACAAAUGCUUAUAUGGCGCCUGAAAGAAUUUCAGGGGAGCAAUAUGGAAUCCAUUCUGAUGUCUGGAGCUUAGGAAUCUCUUUUAUGGAGCUUGCUCUUGGGAGGUUUCCAUAUCCUCAGAUUCAGAAAAACCAGGGAUCUUUAAUGCCUCUCCAGCUUCUGCAGUGCAUUGUUGAUGAGGAUUCACCCGUCCUUCCGGUUGGAGAGUUCUCCGAGCCAUUUGUACAUUUCAUCACUCAGUGCAUGAGAAAACAACCAAAAGAAAGGCCAGCACCUGAGGAACUGAUGCUCUGCAGGGAAGGCCGUCGCCAGCUUAUCUGUAGCCAGAUGAAGUGCACCCCCUUUCUCGUUCCUUCUGCACACGGCCAGUGACACUGCCUCAGAAAACACAGGCCACACUGCUCGCUGCAACAGAAAACGCAUUUCAGCUUUCCGUACGUUUAAUUUUCUUCAACAUUACCUUGCAAACCACAGUAAAUCAAUAACAGAAUAGUUAAGUACCACAGGUUCUUUGUGUUUUGUUUUAGAAAAUAUUGCUCAAGGCUAAAAGUGGGUUCUAUUGAUGAUUUUUAUUUGCUGCUGGGACACAAAAUGAUCAGAAUUUUCAAGUGGUUUGCUUCCUGUUUGUGGAUUUCCUUAGGAAAAAAAAAAGGAGGGGACAGAGUCAAAUGGAAAAUGAUUGCUGAUAGCAGAAACUCUGGAGUAACUGGUAAUUUUCAAUCCUGUAUUUUAUAGACUAGGCCUGGUAGCUUUGACCUUUGUUACGCUUUUAUUUCAAAUUUUCCAAAAGGGCUGCCUGAGCCCACCCCCUUGGCUCCCUCACACUCACCCCACCAGUAAGUAACCCUCUCUACUAAACAGAGUGAGGCUCAGAAAACGGGAGCAUCAUAGCCAGAAAGAGUAAAAAA
This is a messenger RNA of Kogia breviceps (pygmy sperm whale), 2474 nucleotides long. NCBI's taxonomy places the organism in Eukaryota, Metazoa, Chordata, Mammalia, Artiodactyla, Physeteridae. The record is from RefSeq and is a predicted model, not a curated record.